Messenger RNA from Heterocephalus glaber (naked mole-rat), 1876 nucleotides. It is a transcript of the gene Slc25a29, whose product is annotated as solute carrier family 25 member 29. Lineage: Eukaryota; Metazoa; Chordata; Mammalia; Rodentia; Bathyergidae. Gene Ontology annotation, biological process: mitochondrial L-ornithine transmembrane transport. Gene Ontology annotation, cellular component: mitochondrion. Gene Ontology annotation, molecular function: high-affinity L-arginine transmembrane transporter activity. The record is from RefSeq and is a predicted model, not a curated record.
CAGCGCCGCCGCCCCGACCCCGCUACCUGGCUCCGCGCCUCGAGGCGGCAGCCGGCCUGGGUCCCGGCAAGCAGCGGGCGCGGCCGGGAGCCUGCAAGCGGAGGCGCUCGCCGGGGGCCAUGGCGCUCGACUUCCUGGCGGGCUGCGCGGGGGGUGUGGCGGGCGUGCUCGUGGGACACCCCUUCGACACGGUGAAGGUGCGGCUGCAGGUGCAGAGCGUGGAGAAGCUGCAGUACCGGGGCACGCUGCACUGCUUCCAGUCCAUCCUCAGGCAGGAGAGUGUGCUGGGCCUGUACAAGGGCCUGGGCUCACCGCUCCUGGGGCUCACCUUCAUCAACGCGCUGGUGUUCGGGGUGCAGGGCAACACGCUGCGGGCGCUGGGCCGCGACUCCCCGCGGAACCAGUUCCUGGCGGGCGCGGCGGCGGGCGCCAUCCAGUGCGUCAUCUGCUGCCCCAUGGAGCUGGCCAAGACGCGGCUGCAGCUGCAGGACGCGGGCGCGGCUCGCGAGUACCGGGGCGCCCUGCACUGCCUGGCGCAGAUCUACCGGCGAGAGGGCCUGCGCGGCGUGAACCGGGGCAUGGUGUCCACGCUGCUGCGCGAGACGCCCAGCUUCGGCGUCUACUUCCUGGCCUACGACGCGCUCACGCGCGGGCUGGGCUGUGAGCCAGGCGCGCGCCUGCUGGUGCCCAAGCUGCUGCUGGCGGGCGGCACGGCGGGUAUCCUGUCCUGGCUGUCCACCUACCCCGUGGACGUGGUCAAGUCUCGGCUGCAGGCGGACGGGCUGCGCGGCGUCCAGCGCUACCGCGGCAUCGUUGACUGCGUGCGCCAGAGCUACGUGGCCGAGGGCUGGCGCGUGUUCACGCGGGGCCUGGCGUCCACCCUGCUGCGCGCCUUCCCGGUCAACGCCGCCACCUUUGCCACCGUCACCGUGGUGCUCAGCUACGCCCGCGGCCCCGAGCCCCGGCCCGAGGGGCCCGCGCUGGCCCAGCCGUCCAGCCUGUGACGCCCCCGGGCCACUCGGCAGCAGCUGGACACGGAUGUGACUCAGCCCCGAGGCCCAUCGUGCCGCCUGGAGCUGGGGAGCCGCUCUGACCACCUGGGUCGCUCCGCUCCGCCCGGCUCAGCAGCGGGUGACCUCGGCCUCCAAGUGCCAGGGUGCAAGCGGGACCCUCGGCCCACCUGGUGCCACCCUCAAGGGCCAAGCUGGGCCUGCAGCCGCUACUCAGGACCUUCCAAACCAGCUGCACUGCCACGCCUGCCCCUCGUGGACCCCAGCCCCAGCCACGUACUCCAGGCCCCCACACUCCUACCCAGCUGACCACUCCAGCCCCCACCUGGCCCUGCAGACCCUGGUCACCCCCUUUUGCUCCUGCCUCCCCACAGGCUGCCCAGCACCUCCCCAACUUCUGACAGCUUCCGCCUGCAGAGCUCCAGGGAGACUUCUUGACCACAUCUGGCACCGAAGAACAGACCCUGUGUCCUCAGCUUCUGCACGUGGCGCUGCUUAGAGGACCCUGGCUGCUCCCCUCCCUCGGGUGGCCAUGCAGCAGGGACCAGGGCGAGGAGGUCGCUGCACUUAGGCUGUGACGCUGUGAUGGCCUCAGCUGCCCACCUGUGCAGCAGGGACUUGGCCAGCUGGGGUCUGGGUCACCCCUCUAGCCGGGGCUGGAGAGCAGUGUGGAUCUUUGCCCCAUGACCCGGUGUCCACUGAGGCACAGCGGGCCUGCCAGUGGGCACAGGUGUGCCAGCACAGGCCCCGGGGGACGGGACAGGCUGUCCCAGGAGGCAGCUUGUGCUCGGCAAGACAAGACUGCGCUGCUGGGUGUCAUCGCGGUAGAAAAGCCACCCAGGAAUAAAGCAUUCACUGUUUUGUAA